Messenger RNA from Dermatophagoides pteronyssinus (European house dust mite), 1106 nucleotides. RefSeq names its product Transmembrane protein stas (gene stas). NCBI's taxonomy places the organism in Eukaryota, Metazoa, Arthropoda, Arachnida, Sarcoptiformes, Pyroglyphidae. Gene Ontology annotation, cellular component: endoplasmic reticulum membrane. The record is from RefSeq and is a predicted model, not a curated record. Gene Ontology annotation, biological process: autophagosome assembly.
UUUUAUUCUUCUUAAAUUAUUCAUUUAGACUAAUAAUAGUUAUUGAUCGGGAAUUCAAUAUUUAAUUCAUAUUGAAUUAUAUUACAUUCAAAUUGUGCAUACAAUUACAAUAGUCAUGUGUUGCUAUGUUUCAUAAAUGAAUUAAGAUUGCAAUGCUCAAUUUUCUCAUUCUUUAUUGAUUCAUUUAGGUUAAUAGUCAAAAAUAAAAUUUUGUUACAAAUUCUAGAAAAUCUACUGUGAUAUUUUUGUUGAAUUGAUCUAAUCAUGGCCGAUGUUGCAACGAAAUCACCCGAUCAAAGUCCUGUAGAACCAAAUCGCAACAAUUCAUUGAAAAAUUCUAGCAUUCUUCUUUUAUCUAUCAUUUUGAUUUCAACUUUAUCUUUAUUUAUUGUUUAUCUAAAUUUUCCCAAACUAGAACCCCAUGAAAAGCAACAUUUCAAAUUGCCCAUGAACAUUGAUGAUGCCAAAAAUUUGGGAAACGUUUUAUCCGGGUACAAAGAUCGAUAUUUUUACGUCGUUCUUUUCGGUUUUAUCAUCACUUAUAUUUUCUUGCAAUCAUUCGCCAUUCCCGGUUCAAUUUUCUUGAGUGUAAUGUCUGGUUAUUUAUUUCCAUUUCCAUUGGCUUUAUUGUCUGUUUGUUUUUGUUCGGCGGUUGGUGCAUCAGUCUGUUAUCUACUUUCAUGGCUUUGUGGUAGACCAUUCAUAAUUAAAUAUUGGCCACAUAAAGCUGCUCAUGUAUCCAACAUAAUCGAUCAACAUCGUAGUCAUCUUUUUUUCUAUGUAGUUUUUCUUCGAAUCACUCCAUUUUUACCGAAUUGGUUGAUCAAUAUAACAUCACCUAUUGUUAAUGUUCCUUUAUCUACCUUUUUUUUCGGAACAUUUUUUGGUGUUGCACCUCCUUCAUUCAUUGCUGUCCACGCUGGUACAACUUUAUAUCAGCUUACAUCAUCAUCGAAUAUAAUAACUUAUAAAUCUAUGUUAAUGUUGUUAACAGUUUCUAUUAUAUCUUUGACACCGAUCAUUCUAAAACGAAUAUUCUCUGAUAAAUUCAAACAGCCUUAAGAGUCAUUGUUAUAUGACACACAUUAAAUUUUUUUAAAAAUUUA